This is a messenger RNA of Bursaphelenchus okinawaensis, 1271 nucleotides long. NCBI's taxonomy places the organism in Eukaryota, Metazoa, Nematoda, Chromadorea, Rhabditida, Aphelenchoididae. The record is from the annotation of a GenBank genome assembly.
AUGCCUGAAUACGAAUUGAUUUACUUUCCAGCUACUGGUAGGGCUGAGGUAAUCAGAUGGUGCUUUCAUUAUGGUGGAAUUCCAUUCAAGGACACUAGAGUCCCUAGAGAUCAGUGGCCUAGCUUCAAGAGUAAUACUAAAGGUACGGUGGUUAAAUUUUUUUAUUACUAACGUGACUUUAUAAAGCCAGCCCAGAGCCCCAUCCCAGAGCCCUAACCCAGAGCCCUAGCUCAAAGCCCUAGCCCUAGCCCAGGGCCCUAGCUCAAAGCCCUAGCCCAGAGCCCUAGCUCAAAGCCCUAGCCCAGAGCCCUAGCCCAGAGCCCUAGCCCAGAGCCCUAGCCCAGAGCCCUAGCCUAGAGCCCUAGCCCAGCAGAGUUUUAGCCUAGAGGAGACCUAACCCAUAGAAAUUUUAACCCAGGGUAGUCUUACAAUUGUUAGCCUAAAAGAGUCCUAGCUCAGACGUUUUAGACUGACAAAGCUCUAGCCCAGAGAAGCCCUCGCUUAUAAGGGUCUUACCCCAGAGGAGGUUUAGCUUAGAGAAGUCUUAGCCCAGAACAACCCUAGCCCAUAUUUCUAGCCGCAGCUUAAACAUUAGCUUUACUUUUUCAUUAUCAGCUUCCUGCUCAAGCAAGCAAUAUCCAACGUAUAAAUAAGCUCAUAGCCGUAUCCCUACCCCUGUGUUUGACCUUUUUUAGUACUUCCCUAGCCGAGCAGUUUUCUUGCUUUACCAUAGCUUAUAGUAUUCAUCCUUUAAUUAUGCAACCAAACAUUCAAAACUUUGCCAAAACUUUUCAAUUUUAGUAAUUCCCUUUGGCCAAGUCCCAAUUCUCCUCAUUGAUGGCAAACCCUUGGGCGAAUCCCACACAAUAACCAGAUAUGUAGCCAAGCUUGCCAGCCUAGACGGUGGUCCAGACCCAGUAAAAAUUGCUCAUAUUGAUCAAGCCUACGAGAUGUGUCGCAACUUCUUCGACGAUACUUUCGAGUACUAUUUGGUACAAAAUGGAGUACUACAAGGAGAUGUGCAAAAGUUGAAAAGAGAAAAGUUUGAGCCAAAUGUUGAAAAACAUUUUGGCAAGAUUAAAGGUCUUCAGAAGUCAUCUGGCUUCUUUGGAGAUACUGUAACUUAUGCCGAUUUGUUUUGGGGCAGAGUUAUGGAGUUUUAUCAUGAAAAGAAUCCGGAGAUCAUUCAAAAAUACCCGGAAUUUGUUGAGUUGAUUAAGAAAGUGAAGGGAUUGUCUCAAUUGCAAAAUUAUUUUAAUAGUCAGAAGUGA